Molecule: messenger RNA, 1089 nt
Organism: Alternaria infectoria
Lineage: Eukaryota; Fungi; Ascomycota; Dothideomycetes; Pleosporales; Pleosporaceae
Exons: 4
Coding region: 1-1089 (362 amino acids)
Source: RefSeq, a predicted model, not a curated record
AUGGCGGCCCUAGCCUUCAAGGCCAUCAGCUACGGCGCAGAGCAGAUUCCCGACAGCUUCUUCCACAAGUUACCCGGCGGCUACUUUGCACCCCCAGACUCGAAAGAGGGCAAGAAGAAAGGCAAGCACCUGAACCGCAACGAACGAGACGCAAGACAACGGCACCGGAGCGAAGACCGGUCCAGUAAGCGCAGCUCCCGGCAGGAGCGCAGCCCGCCGACCGAGUACUCUGACUACACCGACGACACCGACUACGAGCGCGAACGCGAGCGCCGAAAGAGGGAGCGACGACGCGCAAAGAGCACGGGAACCACUGCUAGUAGGAGUCUGAGUCGCGGACGUCACGGGAGACACAGCAGCGACCUGGACGGGCAGCACAGCGAUUCACGAGACAUGGCCUCACCUCAGCAGGGACAGCCUUACUUCCCUCCUCCGCCCACUUCCGAAUACAAGCCCUAUAAUCCGCAGGAAUAUGCACCGAGCCCCGUGCAGGACCGCCGCCCUUCUGUCACUCCAGCCUACGGAUACUCUCCUCAGCCACCACCUACAGAGCCGCGCAAUGUCUCGUUAGAUUAUGGCCAGUACGAUGCGCCCCGAAGCUCUAGAUACGCUCCCGGCCCCGGCUACGCUCCUUCGCCUGCCGUAGAUGCGCCUAUCCCUCCUCCGCCAGUGGGAUCAAACUCCCCUAUGAACCCUUACCACCACACCGAGUUCCCUGCGAGCGGCGCUGGCUACCAGCCAUCUCCCCCGCCCUUCAACCGUCAGCGCUCCAACUCUCAGCCUACUUUCGCGCCUGUGCCCAGCGCAGUCUACCCGACCUACGUGCCCCCAUCUGCUGAACAGUCGAUGGCCGCAUACACCGACACUCGCUCCUCCCGCCGUGAGAGUACCAAGCCUCGUCGCGAACAUCGCCACAGGGCUAGGUCCGAGCAGCUGCGGGUGCGUUGGGUGCCAGGCAGAUGGCGACACGCUCGAGAAGCGGAAGCGACCGCCACUCCAAGUCCCGCUCUCGCUCCCGAUCACGGACGCGUGCGCAUGACCGCGAACGCAGCAAAGGCCCCAGCCUCCGUGCUAGAAGCCGCAGCGUGA